ACCGGUCGUUUGACCUUCGACUCACUGAGUCAAUCUCAGAUCACCAAAAUUAUCCAAUCAAGUUUAGAGAGAGAGACACCACUGAGAGAGAAGCUUCACGCAGAGAGAGAGAGAGAGAGAGAGAGAGAGAGAGACAAAGAUUGCAAUUUAAAAAAAAAUUAGUAAUUCUUUACUUGGUUUUUUUGAUGUUACAAUUAUUUCAAUUUUUAGGGUUAAAGAAAUUGAUUUCUCUGUGUGAGGUUGAAUUUUGGAGAUAAUUGAGUCCCUGCAAAUUAAAGCAACGGCUCUGAUACAUCGAUAGCUUUGAUUGCAAUCCAAGGCCCCACCAAGAUCAGACCCAACUUACCCCCCUCCCCAACCCAACUCUCUCUCUCUCUCUCACUCUUCAAAUGGCUUCCAAGAACCAGAACAAGCCUCCCACUCCUGCAAGCCCUUCAAAUAGUAAAUGUUUAGUUGAUGAAGUUUCGGUAGAUAAGCGGCGAAAAAUUGGGUUUUCGAAAAUGGUAGGGCCGGCGAAUGGAAGCAGAACCCGGCAGGCCUUCUCGGUCGUCAAUGGUGGUCAAGAUCUAGCUCCGGCUAACGGGACGGCUAGUAAUGCUGGUUCUGAUUGUGGUAGUGUUGAGUUUACAAGAGAGGAAGUUGAGGGAUUAUUGAAUGAGAAGAUGAAAACAAAGAACAAAUUCAAUCUUAAGGAGAAAUGUGACCAAAUGAUGGAGUAUAUUAAAAGGCUUAGGCUUUGUAUUAAAUGGUUCCAAGAGCUUGAAGGGAGCUACCUAUUAGAGCAAGAGAAGCUAAGGAAUUUGCUAGAAAUGGCAGAGAAGAAAUGCUCUGAUAUGGAGAUGCUAAUGAAGGCAAAGGAAGAGGAAUUGAAUUCAAUUAUUAUGGAGCUAAGAAAAAAUUAUUCAUCAUUGCAAGAGAAAUUUAUGAAGGAAGAAUCAGAUAGAUUGGCUGCAGUGGAUUCUCUUGCAAAAGAGAAAGAGGCUAAAGUUGCUGCAGAGAGAAUCACUACAAGAGAAUCCUCUUUCCGAAGUGCUCAACGAGAGAACUCAAGUGCUAAUCAGAAGAUUUCAUCACUUAAUGAUAUGUACAAGCGAUUGCAAGAGUACAACACAAGUUUGCAACAAUACAACAGUAAACUUCAGUCAGAGCUUGCAACAACUAAUGAAACCCUUAAGCGCGUGGAGAAAGAGAAAGCUGCUGUAGUGGAGAAUCUCAGUACCUUAAGGGGACACUAUAAUUCUUUGCAGGAUCAGCUUACUUCAUCUCGAGCCUCUCAAGAUGAGGCUCUGAAGCAGAAAGAUGCUUUAGUGAAUGAAGUGGGAUGCCUUAGGGGAGAUCUGCAUCAAGUGAGAGAAGAUCGUGACCACCAACUGUUACAAGUACAGGCUUUAACAGCUGAAGUGGUGAAAUAUAAAGAAUGUACUGGAAAAUCCUAUGCCGAGUUGGACAGUUUAACACAUAAGUCAAAUGAGUUGGAGGCAAGAUGUUCGUCUCAAAGUGAGCAGAUAAAAACAAUGCAACAUCAACUUCUUGUUGCAGAGAACAAACUGCAGAUGUCUGAUUUAUCUGCAUUGGAGACGAGAGCAGAAUUUGAAGAGAAAAAAAAACUUAUUAAUGAGCUACAAAGCCGUCUUGCAGAAGCAGAAGAGAAAAUUAUUGAAGGAGAGAAUCUACGUAAAAAGUUACAUAAUACAAUAUUGGAACUAAAGGGGAACAUCCGUGUUUUUUGUAGAGUACGACCUUUAUUGCCUGAUGAUGGUGUAGUUACAGAACAAAAAGUUAUUUCUUAUCCCACAACAACUGAAGCACUUGGACGGGGCAUUGACUUGCUACAAAAUGGACAAAGACAUUCUUUCACGUUUGAUACAGUAUUCAUGCCUGAAGCAUCACAGGAGGAUGUUUUUGUGGAAAUCUCACAGCUUGUACAGAGUGCUCUUGAUGGUUAUAAGGUCUGCAUCUUUGCUUAUGGUCAAACUGGUUCUGGUAAAACCUAUACUAUGAUGGGCAGGCCUGGAAGCCCAGAUCAGAAAGGGCUGAUACCUCGCUCACUAGAACAGAUAUUUCAGACUAGGCAAUCUCUUCAAGCCCAAGGAUGGAAAUAUGAAAUGCAGGUGUCAAUGUUGGAAAUAUACAAUGAAACGAUACGUGAUUUAUUAUCAACAAAUCGAUCAUGUUCAACAGAGAACGGUGUUGCAGGAAAGCAGUACACAAUUAAACAUGAUGCAAAUGGAAAUACUCAUGUCUCUGAUCUUACCAUUGUGGAUGUUCGCAGUAGUAGAGAGGUUUCUUUUCUUUUAGAUCAGGCUGCACAAAGCAGGUCUGUAGGCAAGACCCAGAUGAAUGAACAGUCUUCAAGAAGUCAUUUUGUCUUCACUCUUCGAAUAUCUGGUAUUAAUGAGAGCACUGAACAACAAGUACAAGGUGUCCUGAAUCUUAUUGACCUUGCUGGUAGUGAGCGUCUCUCUAAGAGUGGAUCUACUGGUGACCGGCUGAAGGAAACACAAGCCAUUAAUAAGAGCUUAUCAUCUUUAAGUGAUGUUAUAUUUGCCUUGGCAAAGAAGGAGGACCAUGUGCCAUUUAGGAACUCAAAGCUCACAUAUCUUCUUCAGCCUUGCCUAGGUGGGGACUCGAAGACUUUGAUGUUUGUCAAUGUUUCUCCUGAUCCUUCCUCGUUGGGAGAGUCACUUUGUUCGCUUAGGUUUGCAGCAAGGGUUAAUGCUUGUGAGAUUGGGAUUCCUCGGCGACAAACCAACAUGCGUUCUGCAGACUCUCGCUUGAGCUAUGGCUGAUUUUGAUGAAGUAGGACGGUUUUUGCUUUUAUUUGAGAAAAUCUUUUGUUCUUUAUCUGUGUGGCAUUUUUAAUUAUCAACCAAAAAUUCGAAUCCAAUUCUAACGUAGUCUGCUUGUAAUUUGUAUAGUGAAGAGAAUAUUUGGGCUUGUAUCAGUGAUAAUAGUAGUAGAGGGUUGCCCAUUGAAUAUUUCAAUUUGUAUUCGUAAAUGGAGAGUUUGAUACCUAAGCAUUCAUUCCUACAGAAUUCUGUUUUGUUGUACUUUAGUAAUGCCUUGUUACCUCUUUUGGUUAAAUCAAAGUUGAGUCAUCGUUGAAAUAGAUUAGAACCAAGCCACAUUUCAAACUUGGCAUUGUAUCAAUUAUCUGGAAAGUUGUUUUGCUUUGAAUAGCCAAAUGGAGGUAACAAAGAACAUAUGACAGUGCUCUUUUCAACUUGUGAAGAAA
This is a messenger RNA of Camellia sinensis, 3235 nucleotides long. RefSeq names its product kinesin 3 (gene ATK3). Gene Ontology annotation, molecular function: microtubule binding; ATP binding; microtubule motor activity. Lineage: Eukaryota; Viridiplantae; Streptophyta; Magnoliopsida; Ericales; Theaceae. The record is from RefSeq and is a predicted model, not a curated record. Gene Ontology annotation, biological process: microtubule-based movement.